Scylla paramamosain (green mud crab) is the source of this 5650-nucleotide messenger RNA. RefSeq names its product Ig-like and fibronectin type-III domain-containing protein 1. The annotation marks the transcript as partial. The transcript has 8 exons. The record is from RefSeq and is a predicted model, not a curated record. Gene Ontology annotation, molecular function: protein binding. NCBI's taxonomy places the organism in Eukaryota, Metazoa, Arthropoda, Malacostraca, Decapoda, Portunidae.
ACUGUUGUGGAUGAAAUUUUGUACCUAGCAUGGAAAUACUGGAAGACAAUUAUUUCAUCCAAUUCCGCCGCUCUUUUUUUCGCAGGUCGGCCCCGCAUCAAGGCGCGGGAGAGAGUGCCAGUCCCGGAGGGCACUUCGGCCACACUAGAGUGCGCCGUGGACGCGUGGCCCGAGCCGUCCUUGGUGUGGUGGCAGGACCCCGACGGCAGGGUGCCGGUCAUCCACGGCGGCAACCACGCCAUCAAGACUGAGACCAAUCAAGUGGAGGGAAGUUUCCGCAUGCAGCUCAAGAUCAAGAGAGUCACAGCUAACGACGCCCACCCGUACUACUGUCACGCCCGCAACGCCUUCGGCCUCUCCACCCGCGUUGUCAAGGUAGAGCUCACCCAGCCAGUCAAGCUGCAGGUGGACGUGACGGAGUGCUGCAUGGAGAGCAACGUGACGGACACCUGCAUGGAAGCGUGUGCCUUCGACGAGCUCAACUUCGAGAGUGUGAUGAACAAGGACGAGUGUAUCCCGGACUUCGCGAAGCUGAUGAAGUGCGCUGCAGAUGGGUCGGAUCACCGAAGCUGCUGCAGCAAGAACAAAGUGCCGCGCCCGUGCCUCGACUGGUGCCGUGGGGAGCCAGUGCCGCACCUGCACCUGUGUGAGCUGCGUUGGGCACCUGUCAUCAUCUCCUGUUUCAACGAAGGGCAAGAGUUCCUGCCGGGCCCGCCCUUGGAUGUCAAGAUCACCAGCACCAGCUCCUCCUCGGCCACUGUGUCCUGGAAGCCCCCCGCCAAGAACCCUGCCGCGGUGGAGCUGUACCGCGUGUUUUGGCGCAUCAAGGGACACCGCGAGGCACACAAGAACGACACGGCCUCCACGGAGCUCCUGAUCACCGACAUGAGGGAGGGCGAGACGUACGAGGUGGCGGUGAAGGCGGGUAACCACAAGGGAACCUCCGUCCUCACCCGCACCCCGCCACCUACAACCACACCAUGAGCUCCGUCACCCGCGCCUCCACGCCAGGCUCCAACGCCACAGUGGUGGAGAUAUCGGUGGUGGUGGUGGUGCUGCUGUGCAUCGGCGUAGUGGUGGGCAUUGUGGCGGCACGCAAACGUAACCUGCUGGGUUGCAAGUCAUCCAGUAACGGGCGCAUCUCCUUCGAGAACCCUUCAUACAUCAGAGAGCAGAACGGUGACACUGUACAGAUCGCUGAGACGCCAAACGGUAGCUUCAACGGCAGCAUGACUCUGGGCAUGAACGGCGGCGUCAACGGUGGUCUCAGCAACGGUGGCAUCAACGGAGGAAUAUCUCCUAUCGACGUAAACGGCGGCGUGUGGAACACUCAGAGCAUGGCGUCCACGCCUGGGUUUGAGGACGACCUGCCGAGCAAUGGAGGCUACAUGAGGUUCUCCAGCUAGUGACGCCUCAAGUCCCGCCCCCCAGACGCUCUACAUGUUGGUCCCAUCCGUCGGACAGCAGUUAUAGAUUCAUAUACAUAGAUUUAUUUUCAGAACUCAUACGCUGAAGAAUUUCUGCAAGAAAAAGGAGGGAGAAGGAAAGUCUUUCGAGUUUCACCGCCGAGUGAACAAAUUAGCCACCACACUGUCACGUUGAACAUUUCAAGUUACUCUUCAUAGUUUGGGUUUUCACAACUUCUUGCGUGGAAGAAAAAUACGCCUCAUCUUUCAUGACUGUUGCAUAUCACACAACCUUAGCCUCUGUGAGGACCACAAGUAGUAAAGAAGCAUCGGAAACAUUUGAGUGUGCUCCGUUUUGACGUAUUGUGUUCAGCAGGCCAGGGGGGGGAGAAGGAGGCUCCACGCUCGCCGCCUCCGCCAACUUCUCAAAGUUCUCGAUGACAUUUUUCACCGACAUUGAAAAUAAUCCUCACCUUCAUCCAGUAAUGCACAGAGGUUGCAAGUUAUACACUGGAGGAGGCACUCGCUGCCCCGCCAGGUGGUAAUGACUGGCAGGACAAGUGUCACUUCCCUCACCAGCCUGGGUGGGGACGCUGCCGGGGAGAGCGACGGCGUGGCAUUCUCACCUCCCUCGUCCUGGUGAUUUUUUUUUUUUUUAUCGCUUGUAGUAUCUUGUUUUAUGAUAAUUUAAAUUGUUAUGUUGUCAACAAGUAAUAUUUUCUGGCGCUGUAGCCAAACAGUAAAAAGGUUUUAUUUAUUACUUAAUUUGUCAGUGAUGUUUGAACAAGUCAAGAUGUGCAUUAAUAGAAAGAUAUUUGUAAUGACAGAUUCCAAAUGGAAAAAGUGUGUUGAUGCACUAACCUUUGCUUCACACCGACGCACGGCACUAGAGUGAGCACUGAGCACCGAUGUGGGUGGCUGUGCCCUGGAGUUGCCAGAGUAGCCUCUGACAAUCUCGCGAGCCCCGUGGCAGGCAGUGACGCUCCGCCUCACGAGACUGAGACUUGAGAGUACACGUUGCGUUGUCAGAGCGGGUGUCAGGCCUCGAGGUUCCUUCCCGGCGUGGUGCUACAGCAGCUCCUGAGGCAGGCCCGUCUACAGGCAGAUGUAACGGAUUAGGGGGUGGGGAGAAUAGAGCAGGGGUUUAUAAUUGAUAGUGUUAACUUUGAUUUGUUGUCAGUGCCUUCUGAAAGACUGACUUCACCUCGGCGGGCCCGGAACAGGCCAAUGAGGCCAGACUGAUCACUUUUAUAUUAUUAGCUGUAUAUUUGUUCACAUUGCAUUCAAAAUUAGUGUCUCCGGCUUCAGUUCCUGGCCUCCUGCCGUGUAUUGGGUUAACGUGUAGGUAUCGUCAUAUAGAGCCUAACAAGGAAAUCAAACAAAAAAAAAAUCUAAUAUGUUGAAGCCUGUCCUCGGGUAAUCUUUUCCAGGGUGUUGGUCAUUAUCUUGAAAAAAAAAACAUAAAAAGACUCCUAUGCUACCAGAUAUUGUAUUGCUUUGCAAAUGCUCUCAAAGCCUCCCGUCUCUGCGCGUGAGGACCGAGGCACUGAUAUUACUAAUUUACCCAAUGUGUAAACUUCUUCUUUGGUCCACUCGCUGGCAUGCACCGAGCGCGUCACGACAAGAGUGCAAGGUAGCUGAAAGGCUUGUCCAUCUCUGAUCUCCCUUGAGCACGAGCACGGCCUCACCUACUUCCCUGCUACCCUGUGCUGGCGCCGCCACCUGCUGCUGGCUUGGCCUGCCCGCUGUUAUGUAGAAACGGAUGGAAGAGUUGAACGUCUCCCCCCGAUUUUUCCUUAAGGUUCAUCAUUAUCUAUUUCCUUGCCUCACUGGAAAAGACACGCAAGGUAUAAAUGAUAUUUGUAAAGUGUAAUUUAAGUGCGACUGCCUGUGUGAUUCUGGUUGUGGAGCCGUUGGUGGCUCACAAGGUGGGCCGCGGCGGAGUGAGUGUUGUUUGUUGCUUCGCGUAGCAAACCUUUCACGUGAUUUGUGCAUAACAUUUUAACAUCGAUGAUAUUUGAUUGAUGACAUGGAAGGCAGUGGGAAAGGAAGGAUAAUGCAGUUAUGGGAUGGUUGUUAACUUCUAACAAGUGCUUAUCCACUCAGAGAUUACUUGUUUUUCAUUGUUCGUGGAAGAUUACCCCUCAUAAGGAGAACCUUUUCAUUGAAUCGAAGCACUUUAGAACUGUGUUCAAAUAGUGUGAGGGAGAACAAGGCAAGCAAUGACGGAAGAUGGUGAAGGGGAGGUGGUUGUGGUGUGACAGGGAAAGGGAGGGCGGGAGGGGAGGGCCUGACGGGAGGCUUACGGUGGUGUCACGCGGGUAGCAGCUCUCUUCAGGCGUGUCCUUCCCUGGCAACGAAGGGUAACACAAUAGUAGUAAAUGACACUCAACUUGCACAUGAUGGAGAUAAUUAUGUUGUCUUGGUAUUUUAUUGUCGAAGCGAGGGGAAAAAUAAAGGUAGUAAACCAGAACAAGAUGAAGAGACACCAUUUCAAACUACUUUAAUGACGACACUUAAAACAACAUAUAUGUAGUGAUACAAUGGUACAAUAAUACAUAACUUGUGUUGUGCCUUAGUGCUGAAAUAUGUAUUUUGAUCAUGACACUAAGGAAGAGCAUGUAAUUUGAGGAUAUUAACACACACACACACACACACACACACACACACACAGUGACAAAACAACACAAGGUGAACUCAAAACAUCUACUCUUCACCUUGUUUCACCUCCAGGUCAAUACGAGUUGCCAGGGAAAAUCUUUGCCUGAGUUGAGUGGCUCUGCGUGACGCUUCCCUCACACGCGCUGCUACAUUCAUUCUCAUAGGACUGUACCAUUGCGUUUUGUCUGUUUAUGUCUCACCAGGAGUGUUCGUGGGCAUUAGGAACAUUGAGAAGAAUGAAUGUCAAAGGAAAAAAGAAAAAUAAACAGAUGAACAAAACACUUCAAAAUGCUGAUGUACCAAGAGACUGCAGGAAAGUAACGAGAAUAAGGGUGUUUUGAAUUUCUAUCCCUAGUACGUAAUCUGAAGGUGAUUUUGUUGUGUUCCGCCAUUGUUUUGCCCAGCCUUUAGAUUUUUUUCUUUUUUUUAGUGUGUGUGUGUGUGUGUGUGUGUGUGUGUGUGUGUGUGUGUGUGUGUGUGUGUGUGUGUGUGUGUGUGUGUGUGUGUGUGUGUGUUUUAUUCAGCACUCGAUUUUAUGAUUUAAAGAACUUGAGUGAUGCUUAUACAGAUGAUGAUAACGAUAAUAGUAAUGAUGAUGAUGAUAAUAAUAACACUUCAUAAUGUACUCGCAAAUGACCCCUUUAGCGUGUUUUUUUUUCUUUCUUUUUUUUCUUUUUUCUUUUUUUUCUCUCCAUGUUUUUCGUAUCAUACCCAACUUGUGCCAUGAGACAAAGAACGCGCGAUGAUCGGGACAAAACCAAUAACAUAACCAAUAAUACAAAUGCAUUCACUAAAUUAGAAAUUUUUUUCUGGUUAUUGGCGAGUUUUAGAACAACAGGAGUAUGUACAUCACUCUGUUGAAAUGGCGGAUGUUUAUGUUGAAUUAGAUAAACGAAUUACAGAAUAUCAACUCUACUUAUCACAUAAUAUAAUUAUGUCCAGGUCUGUUUUGUACUAAUGGGAGUAAUUAAAUUAAUUUUGGUGUGGAUGGUCCGGCAGUGGGUGUGAGAGAGUGCAGGUAGGAGGCAGUGAUGGUGUGUGUGUGUGUGUUUGUGUGUGUGUGCCGAGAGAACACUCGCCUCCCGCUGCCCACCGGCACCAGGCAGAGAUUGUGUGUCAUCUUUGAUUCUGAAGCGGAGACUAAUAUUUGCGUCAAUUGUACUCGAGGUUAUUUUGUUACUGUCACUUGUUGUUGUUGUUAUUAUUAUUAUUAUUAUUAUUAUUAUUAUUAUUAUUAUUAUUAUUAUUAUUAUUAUUAUUAUUAUUAUUAUUAUUAUUAUUGCUAUUGCUAUUAUUAUCAUUGCUAUCAUCAUGAUGUCUGGUAGGGCUGUUUUCCAUGGAGCGCACCCCGCGGCUGGGCAAACAGUGCUGCGGUUCCUGUCUCUCGUUGCACAUUCGGAACAUCAUGUCUCUGUUUUGAACAUUUGGAGAUGUAAAUAUAUAUAUUGAGGUAAAUAUGUGAUAUUUUUAUAAUAAUCCACAUAGAAAACAUUUGAUAGCUAUUAUUUUAGCAUAGCUAGCCCUGAUCACAAUGUUUAUACAUAGCACUGUAAAUACAUCACGAAAAUACAAUUAAAAAUUCU